AUGCAAAUACGAGACAACUGUGUUUCCUUUGAUUUUCAAAAACAAAAAUAUUUUUUUCUCGAAAAAUGUGUGACUGCCAAAACGUUUGUAAAAGCCGGCAGUAAAUUAUUAUUUGCAACUUGUGUAUCCCGCUAUGUUUUAUCACAAAAUUCAGCCAUUUCAGAGGAUAUGAACUUGACCGAUUCGGCUAUAGUAAGACGAACAGAACAAUUAAUACAAGAAUUGAAACGACGAAAUUAUAUUUAUUCAUUACUUGAUGGUGUUUAUGAUGGUCUUGAAACAAGUUUCUUUGUCAUUUUAGAUAAACUAGAUAGACAUAAAACUGACCGCAAACAUUUCUUGAAGUUAGGUAGAAAAUUUAACCAAGACAGUAUUAUUUAUGUACGGGAUAUUAACCAAGAAUCAUUGAUCGUUCAACAGUUGAUUUAUACAAUAGGUAAAUAUGAAAACAAAUAUAUUGUCGGCAAAGGUUAUCAAAAACUAUCACCAAUUGAUACCGACAAUUAUAGUACAAUUAAACUGUGUCCAAAUGAAACUUUUAAAUUUUUAUUUUACUCACAUGUAUAA
Molecule: messenger RNA, 567 nt
Organism: Didymodactylos carnosus
Lineage: Eukaryota; Metazoa; Rotifera; Eurotatoria; Philodinida; Philodinidae
Source: the annotation of a GenBank genome assembly